Messenger RNA from Rhizophagus irregularis DAOM 181602=DAOM 197198, 405 nucleotides. The record is from RefSeq and is a predicted model, not a curated record. Lineage: Eukaryota; Fungi; Glomeromycota; Glomeromycetes; Glomerales; Glomeraceae.
AUGUCUCUCGCUAAAGCAAGAAAAGGGUUAAAAACUGCCAAAAAAGGUGGAAUAUUAACUGAUCAACAAAAAUCUGUCAACGAAUUCUUAAGAGUCCCUAAAAGUAACAAAACUAGCAGUAGAUUCAGUCCAUUUAACCGUGACCAAAUUAGAGAAGCCUACAAUUACUGUGCAAAAUUUAUGAAAAUCGCUAACGAAAAUCCUGAUAAUCCCAUCGAGAAAGUUCUUGAGUAUGCAAAUGAAGCAACUGAAACUACUGAUCCUGAAUUAAUUCGUUAUGCUUUAAUGUCUUUUAUUACCCAUCAUCCGUCUGCUCGUAAUCGAAAUUUGCGUAUUCCUCCCUUAAUUCAACGUUCUCCUGAAUCAUGCGUUCCCCAAAAGAAACCAGGUCCCAGAAGAUCCUAA